UCGCCCUGGUGCGCGCUUUUUAAAAAAUGAUGUCACUUUGGAAUGUUCCCUCCGCUCGAUUUCAGCUUCGCCAGUUAUUGUUGAAAUGUCAGCCAAUGGGGUAACAGGGGCCGCCUCGUUGAACCAAUCGAAACAUCAGACAGGAAAAUGAUUGCGGGGCAGGGGGUGUCAGCGCGAGCUGUCCCGUGCAGCGAAUAACUCGUACUUGCCAAACUUUCACCGGCGUCUCCGAACUGCGGAUGGAUGGACGCGUUGCAGAGGCGGGUUCUGGAGUCUGCAGAUCUUUACUCACUGUGAACACAGAUCGAGGGAGAGAAGAGUGAGUAAGGGUGUUUCAUAUUUUUGACGUCUUUCCCAUCGCUCCCUCGCCCCGUCUGUGAACCAGUGCCUGGGCUCGGCUGAGCAGGCGGCGGAGCGGACGGGGAGUGAGGAUGGAGCGGCCAUCCAGCAGUAGCCCCAGCGGUCCGAACCAGCCUCCCCAACCAGCCCAACACGAACCCAUCAGCUUCGGCAUUGACCAGAUCCUUAGCGGCUCCGAGCAGGACGGUUCCCAGCAAAACAGCGCGCGCGGCGGUUCGGAUGUUAGCGGCGGCAGCAGUGGCGGGAGUUACCACCUGGGCAGCCCGACCGGCGCGAGCGCGGCGCCGUACACCGCGCUCCCGGGCUCUUUCCACGGCAUUACAGCGUCCUUCGAGGACUCGGGCUCCUACGGCGUGAACUUGACCCUAGCCCCAGGAGGGGUGAUUCGGGUCCCUGCACACAGACCCCUGGCAGCCGCAGUCCCCCCGCCCAUGGCCAGCGCGGUGCCCGGCUUUGGCAGUCUGAGUUUCCCCUGGAUGGAGAGCAGUCACCGUUUCGCAAAGGAGAGGUUCGCAGCCCUCACCCCCUUCACGGUGUCCCGGCGGAUCGGGCACCCCUACCAGAACCGCACCCCGCCCAAGAGGAAGAAGCCGCGCACGUCCUUCUCGCGCGUGCAGAUCUGCGAGCUGGAGAAGCGCUUCCACCGCCAGAAGUACCUGGCCAGCGCAGAACGCGCCGCGCUCGCCAAGACCCUCAAGAUGACCGACGCACAGGUGAAGACCUGGUUCCAGAACCGCAGGACCAAGUGGAGGCGUCAGACGGCAGAGGAGAGGGAGGCGGAGCGUCAGCAGGCCAAUCGGCUGAUGAUCCAGCUCCAGCACGAUGCCUUCCAGAAGUCUCUGAGCGACUCGCUGCCAACCGACCCGCUCUGCAUCCACAACUCGUCGCUGUUCGCCCUGCAGAACCUGCAGCCCUGGGCCUCCGAGGAGCCCGGCAAGCUGGGCUCUGUCACCGGGCUGGUGUGAGGGCGGGGCCAGCCCCAGCCCCGCCAUGGCCACGCUCCCAUUGGCCAGCAUGCCAACUGACACACCGUCCUGCUGAUGAACCAACUGGGAGGCUUACGGAUGACUGACCAACUCACUGACUGAUUGACUGACUGACUGACUGACUGACUGUCUGAUUGACUGAAUGACUGACUGACUGACCAUUUGCUGUUAGGUCAUCACAGGACUCGUCUCCAUUUUGUCCUCCAUUUUCUCUCCCUCCAUGUCAGUUGCUCAGUCCUGGGCAGAGAGGGGGAGGAGAAGAUAAACUGCAGCGUGUUUGAGCCCCGCCCCCUCUCCAGAACACUGAUCCUGGGCCCCGUUUCACCAAGCAGGACAACUGCGCCAAGGAAAACCUGGAACCCUCCCAAAUCUGGAGCAUGGACUGAAGUAUAAAGAGCUGUUCCAGGUUUUACCGAGUGCCGUUAUCCAGCUAUCCAGUAUUCCUGCUCUGUGAUACCGGCCCAGAAGGGACUGGGGUUUGCAUGAGGGGUGAGGAGGCCGAUCCUGGAUCAGCUGAAGGUGGGGUACUCCCAGCAGGACCAGUCACAGGUUGUAUAUAAGGCUGAUCCUGGAUCAACUGAAGGUGGGGUACUCCCAGCAGGACCAGUCACAGGUUGUAUAUAAGGCUGAUCCUGGAUCAACUGAAGGUGGGGUACUCCCAGCAGGACCAGUCACAGGUUGUAUAUAAGGCUGAUCCUGGAUCAACUGAAGGUGGGGUACUCCCAGCAGGACCAGUCACAGGUUGUAUAUAAGGCUGAUCCUGGAUCAACUGAAGGUGGGGUACUCCCAGCAGGACCAGUCACAGGUUGUAUAUAAGGCUGAUCCUGGAUCAGCUGAAGGUGGGGUACUCCCAGCAGGACCAGUCACAGGUUGUAUAUAAGGCUGAUCCUGGAUCAACUGAAGGUGGGGUACUCACAGCAGGACCAGUCACAG
This is a messenger RNA of Anguilla anguilla (European eel), 2279 nucleotides long. RefSeq names its product T cell leukemia homeobox 3b (gene tlx3b). The transcript is spliced from 3 exons. Gene Ontology annotation, biological process: animal organ development; regulation of transcription by RNA polymerase II. NCBI's taxonomy places the organism in Eukaryota, Metazoa, Chordata, Actinopteri, Anguilliformes, Anguillidae. The coding region runs from base 432 to 1325 and encodes 297 amino acids. Gene Ontology annotation, molecular function: DNA-binding transcription factor activity, RNA polymerase II-specific; RNA polymerase II cis-regulatory region sequence-specific DNA binding. The record is from RefSeq and is a predicted model, not a curated record. Gene Ontology annotation, cellular component: nucleus.